Molecule: messenger RNA, 1774 nt
Organism: Sabethes cyaneus
Lineage: Eukaryota; Metazoa; Arthropoda; Insecta; Diptera; Culicidae
Product: serine protease snake-like
Exons: 5
Coding region: 11-1612 (533 amino acids)
Biological process (GO): proteolysis
Molecular function (GO): serine-type endopeptidase activity
Source: RefSeq, a predicted model, not a curated record
AACACACGUGAUGAAAUUGUCAUUUGCACUUUUUAUGAUACUAAUCCUAUCCCAGCUGGAAGCCCUUCAGGUGCAAUCCGAUCAGUACCGGCACCAGUGUGGACAGCGUCCGAUCCAAUCGGUAGGAGUGAUCACGGCAGGCCGUGCCACAUACCCGGGAGAAUUUCCCUGGCACGCUGCCAUUUACCGUGUCCAACUGCUGGGCAGCUCGUAUGUUUGCGGUGGAUUCUUGAUCAGUGAUCGAAUAGUUGCUACAGCCGCCCAUUGUGUUACCGAUCAAGAAAAUGGUUUUCUGAUUACCGCCGGUGGUGUUUCCGUGAGGCUCGGAAUGUUCGAACUACUUACGGUUAGCCGGAACACUCAGGAGCAUCGGGUGGGGAAGAUUUAUCGUCACGAAAACUACACCGCCAGCUCUUAUCGACACGAUAUCGCGCUGCUAGUAUUGCAAACCGUGGUCGAGUUUAACGCUUACGUUCAGCCGAUUUGUCUCUGGGAUGUUCAACGGUUUGGUGGAGGUUUCGAGCUGACAGGGGUCGUUUCAGGGUGGGGCUUGACUGAGUACGAUGUGUUGGCAAAUGUUUUGAAGUCGGCAAAGCUUCCCAUGGUGAGCUUCCUGGAAUGCCUACAAAGCGACAGGGAUUUGUUUUCGCAAAUUCUAUACGAAGGAAUGUUUUGUGCUGGUCUUCGAAAUGGAACCAGUGUCUGUAACGGGGAUAGCGGUGGAGCAUUCGCAAUCAAUGUGAAUGGAACUUGGAUAGCCCGCGGAAUUAUUUCCUUUACUGGUCUGAGAGAACAUACAGCAUCAUUGUGCAAUGCUCAUAGUUAUGCUGGCUUCGUGAACGUGGCAAGUUAUUUGCAGUGGAUAGAGAAAAUCACCAACCAAGACGGAUUUGUGAUUGCCGAGACUUUUGGAGCAAAUAAUUCGUCCGUUGAGCCAAUAACAAUCAGUUCCACCGUGGCUACUUUUAAUUCGUCUGAAAGAAUCAGUGAUAAAAAGUGUGCAGAAUAUGAAAACAGCAACCGGAACAACCGUUUACAGGAUCUGUCCUAUCUGACGUAUGUUGCAAAGGAUACUCCAUUCAGCCGUGUGAUUGAUUGUUUUGCUAUAGUGAUAAGCGAACGUUACCUAAUUUCCACGGCAGACUGUCGUUCACUAGAAACCUUCGAAAAAAGUGCAGCGAGCGCACAGUUCGUUGUUGUCGAAACGGAAGAUUAUACGCUACGGCACGAGAUAAAAAGCUUCCAUCAGUAUCCAGCAUUUGCCCGGACUCCAUCAGAGGAAAACAACCUCGCACUAAUUGAGCUCGAACGGAACAUAUCGAUUCCGACCGGUCAGUUUGUUUGCCUCUGGAGCGGCAAUGAACCGGACAUGGGGAAAAUAUUUCUAUACUCCGCUGCGAAGUAUCUUUCCAGACGGUUGCGAAUCGACCCAACAACGGACAAAUCGUCUAAAUGCUUCAAUCAACUGAUAGCCCCAUCACUAAUGAUUCAGAAUUCAGACGGCGAAUCAUACCGCUUGGUGGGAGUAGUCGUCAAUGCCACGUGUUCUAAGAUUCGUUUCGUCAAGUUGAGCAAAUUCAUCCCGUGGAUUGAACGCCUUGUGUGGGGCUAAUGGACCGACACACGAAACGAGACAAUGUUUUCACCCAUCGUCGCGAUUUGUGGAGCAAUAACCGUGUAUUGGAAAUAUGUUACAGUACCGUCUCAAGUCAGGGCGCAAACGAAAUGGCUGUGCAAAACAAACUUUGUCUUCAUUUUGAAACUAUUACCUACA